GCAGUGCUGCUGCAAACAACAAGGAGGGAACCACUGAACUUUUGCACCUAGGCAGAAGCCAGCUUGGCUGGAGGAACAGCCCCUGAUUUCUGAGUCACUGCUCACAUCCUGCCCUGCUCCAGCACUUCCUCAUUCACAGGAGAAGCUGUGAAUGCAGCAGCAGGUUUGGAUCUCAGCACAUGCAGAGGGAGCACAGGGAGAUUCCACAGAGCUUUCCCUCCCUCUCAGGACGAAGAGCCUGUAGAGCAACUGCCUCCUGUGGAAGCUGAACAUCCCCAAACAGCCAAAAAAGGUGACAGCCCACAUGCCAGGACAUGUCCAUGACUGAGCUUUGGUUCAACAGAGACACAAGCAGCAGCUGAAGCGUCUGGUGAAGCUCCUGACAGGGAAGAAAUCCCACAGGGCUGGGAGGCACAAAGAUGAAAUGGGAGACUGCUCUCUGGAUGGUUGCCUGCUUACUGCUUGCCUCUCUGCCCAGAGGCCGGCUGGACACCACGUGCCAUGCAUUUGUGGGAGAAACUGUGGUUUUGCCUUGCACCACCACCCCUCCACUGACCCUUUCCAAUUCAAUGCUCUACUGGCAGAUUGGCACCAAGACGCUGGUGCACUUCUUUAAGGAUGGGCAGGAUGCACUAGAGCACCAGGAUGAAAAAUUCCACGGCAGAACCAGUCUUUUUCUGGACCAGAUGAAUCAUGGCAACCUUUCCUUAAAGAUCUCCAGUGUCCAGUUACAGGACAGUGCUGAAUAUUCCUGCAUCUACAGACAGAUUCAGAACCAUGAAACAAAGAAAUCUACAAUUAAACUCAAUGUAUCAGCUCUACCCAGGAUUGAGGAACCACCUUCCCCUUCUGAGCAGAACCAGAUUCCCUCCGGAAGCCCCACGGAUGUGCCGUGUCUGGCCAUGCUUCCCCUCUCUUUCCUCCUCCUGCUCCCCCUGGGGCUUUGGCACUUGUAACAGGGGAAGCCAACCUUGUCUUUGGGAAAUUCUCCUCACCAGAGGAACUUUUCUGGGCAGAUCAGUGUGAUCCCUGCUCCAGAGCCACGGGAAAGAAGCACCAAGAGCUGAGAACAGACCAAGCAUUCGGUGUUUACAUCCCACAUUCUGGUGUUCCACAAAACCAAAGGCAGCAAAACUCCGAGGUGCCAAGUCUGCUUUGGCAUUUGUUUCUUGGAGUCUGGUUUUAGUGAUGCCAGGAUAUACAUUUUAAUUUGGAUUGUGUGGGUUUGCUCUGCCGCCAGGAUAAAAGGCUCACAGAACUCCAGGAUCAGGUUAUAGUUGGUCCUGGUGAGAUCUUUUGCCUCUCAUCUGCUGUCCUUCAAGACAACUGAAAGGAGGAGUGGGGGUAACCACCCUCUGUGUCAGACAAAAAGUGGAAGUAGGAAGACACUCCCAUUUUGUGAACUGUAAGGAUAGAAACCUUGUGAAACUUGUUUCUGUGCAACUUCAGCUUCUGUUUUCACUCCUAAGUGUCAUGGGCUGUGAGUAAGAACCCUUUUUUUCCAUAAGAAAUGUAGUAUUUCUUCAACAGAAGGGUGAAGCUGACUGAGAAAGAAGGUAAAAGUUCAUAAAAUAUCCACACAGAGGAAGGAAGUGAUGUACUACUACAAAAUCCACUGCUAAAUAAGCCAAAAAAAUUUCAGAAGGCUAAAUUCAGCAUUGUCCUUUUUUGUAAUGAAAUAAGGCAAAACUGGAUUCUUAAGCUGGAACUGUGCAAUGAGAAAUUGUUACUGUGACAAUGUUACUUCUUUGAAAAUGUACCUUUGGGGAGAAAAAUAUAUUUAAAAACUCAUCAGAACCAUUGCAACUGAUACCUAUGCAAACUAAAUGGGUGUAUUUCUGGAAAUGUCCAAUUCAGGUAGCAGAGAUGUCCUGUGCAAAACCUGGGUCCAAAGGAUCCUGCAAACAAACAAUGUCAAAGAAGUGCAGGAGUUUAUUUCAGGCCAGAACUGCAACUACCCUGUUUCACAGCCAAAAAAGCAUUCAGAGAACAGAACUGGUGAUCAGCAGUGAUUGAACACACCCCUCCUGAGCUCUCCUGACUCACAAGGAGGAUGCACACAAAGUCACUUGGAUUUGGAACAGUUGCACCUUUUUUUUCCCAAUGGAGAGACAAGAUUGUUUUUGCAAGGAAGGGACGGAAUAAAUCAGAGUUUAAAAUGGAUGUAAAGGAGACAGUUAGCUUUGAAUUUCUUAACUAAAGACCCUUUCCCCAUGGUGGGGAAGAGAAGCAAAAUCCCACACGCUGCCUGUGCUGGUGCUGCAGUGAAGCUCAGCUGAUAUUUGGCUACCUUGGUACAGAGCAGCUCAAUGGAACUGCUGGGGUCCAAUUCCACAGAGAGAUUUGUCUAUAAGAAUUGUACAUACUGUGACUGUCUUUUUGUGUCCCACCCUCCAAAUGUUUGUCUCAGAUUUUGUAUUGUAUUUUUCUAGACACAAUUUGAUUACAAAUAAAAACGUGAAAUAAAACCAAAAACCCUGAUGAGAACCAUCGCUUGGUCUGUAAGAGUUCUUUAUUUGUAUUCUGGUUGUUCCCUCAGUUAGAGAGGCCCUUCUGAGAUCAGAAAGUUUAAAAGGUAACAUCUGUGUAGUUUUGCCGGCCCUAAAAGUCUGGACUGCCUGCCCUCAUCUCAAGAACUCUAUGACUUCUGAAAAUCUGCUAGCCACGUAAGCAGCCCAGCAUUUCUCAGGAAUUGCAGAAUCCCACAAUAAUUGAGGCUGGAAAAGAUCAUCGAGUCCAACACUUAGCACUGCCAAGUCCACCAUUAAACCAUGUCCCUCAGAGCCACAUCUAUCUCUUAAAUCCCCUCAGGGAGUUCAGUUAAAGAAUCUCAACAUUUUAGUGCCAGCUGCAUGUGAGGACACAGCCCCUGACGGAUCAGCAGGCAGAGAGAGAGGAGAGACAAAUUCCCCUGCCAGCAGUGCCCCUGUCCAGAGGGCUGCCAGAAAACCAGUCUGGCAGCAGCAAGGACUUCAAAACAUAUGUAACUUAUAAGCUAAAGUCCAUGUUUUGUGUCACAAACGAACCAGGAGCCCGUGCAUUUUAGGAUCAAGCUUUCCUCUUUGCAAAGGGUGCCACAAGGCAAAGGGAUGUUGAAACAGCACAUCCUGAAAUAAUUUGGUCAGGCUGUGCUAAUUGCAUUCCCACAUAGUGCUGUAUGUAGCAACAAUCCAGACUGGAAUUAUAAAAUUCCUUAAGCGCUGAAGGCCACAUCAAAAAAAGAUAAGGUCACAUCUUUUAGCCAAUGCAGAUGGAAUUUUUUUUGGAGGUGCAGGUGUGACUUGGCUGUCUUCUUCCUUUAACAAUAUCCUCCUUUCCCUUCUUUCCCUUCAGAUUUUUCCUUUUCCUUAAACAUUUUCUCUUAGCCUUUCUUUUCUAAACUAUUGGUCAGAUUCUGGGUUUAUAUCUCAUCCUGGGUACCUUCCAAUUACACUGUACAUAAGACAUCCAAAACCUCUCCCUCUCCCCUGAUUCCUCCCCUUCCCCUCCCCACUUCACUCACACAGCUCUGCCUUUCAUCAACAGGCACUGUGGGAAUGCUGAUUUAGCCUAUAUUAAUUACAUACUAAGAACUGCAUUUUUCUCCACUUUUGCGUGGAAUUAAGAAGGUGUUUCCAUACAUUCUGAGUAUGGAAAGAUAUUUCACAAAAGAAAGUUGAAACAGCAACAAAAAACCAAAAACCCCCCAACCAAAACAAAUAUAUUCCUACACCUAGUUUAUAAUUAUUUUUCUCUUCCUUUUUUCUAAAUUCUUUUUCUGUCUCAUCCUUUGAGAAGAAAGGACUAUCAGAAAUGUAUCACUACACACGAUACACUCAGGGUAUGGCAAAGGAACACAGGCCAAGCAGUUCCUCUCUCCUCAAGAGCAAGAAUUUUAAGAAUGAGGAUCUGAAGCAAACAAAUGAAGGGAAGGAGGAGAAGGAGGUUCAUGGCAUUUUCCAAGUGAUGACAUCUACUGAUGCCAAUCUUUUCUUGCCUGCUAAAAAUUGCUGUGCUGGGCUUCUUGGUCAGAGAUGGGAAAGAGACCGAGCCAGGGCAGGAGUGGUGCAAGAAUUGAGCUGCAAGGACCCAGAGGAGCCCUGGCAGGGCUGUGCUCAGUGCCAAAGGACAGAAGCAACCCCAAGAGCCACCUGUGCAGCCUCCCCCAGCCUCCAGGUAAUUCCCCCAGGACACUGGAGGAUGUUCCUUUUCACCUGCCCUGCUCCAUUGGCAUCCCUGCCCACCACGUACUGACAGGUCACUGAGGAUGUCAUGUAAAUAGGGUUGCAAUGUAAACUGUUAUGUAAAUUGCAAAACCAGAUAUGCAAAUGGUCUUAAAAUUGCAUUUAAGGAAUCCAGAGUGGUAGCACAGAGUCCUUCUUGUGCUCCCAGCCCAGUUUCACCUUUAUUGCUGGAAUAAAGAGAGGAUUUCUGCUGCCUUUUUUUCACAGUGCCCUCCUACAAAGUAGAGGAAAACUAAAACACAAGGAAAUCCAUUUCAGUAACACCUGCAUGGCUAAAACAACCUUGCAAUUUCAGCCCCAAACCAGAGUCUUUUACAGGAAUCCCUUUACAGCACAAAAGGGAGGCAAACUUCCAAAUUGCUUUGAACCCAGAAGUCACUAAUGCUGAAAUCUCAGUGGUAGCAUUUUCCCAGUGACAAGCCAUACAAAGCCCUUUUGAUGCAGGCAGCUCAAAGCAUUUUUAGAAAUCCAGGGAGCUCCCCAACACCAUCCCUGCACACUGCUGGAAAGAGUCAUUCCUGGUCUAGGGGGAGAAAGAUGAAGCAGUACAAUUUUUUUUCAGCUGACACUGUUGGCAGAUCAAAAACCUCAGUCAAGAUUCCUCACUUUGUUUUGGGUUUGUUUUGUGCCAACAGCAGGAGAAACUUCCUAGCUACUGCUUUACACAGUAUUGGGCAUUUAUUCUAUCAGCACCAUCAUUUCUUGGUCAUAAACUGAAAAAUAUUAGAAGUCUAAUCAUGUAAAUGGACUAAUGUAUUCAUUCUCAGAGUGUAUUUUGAAAAUAAAACACUUGUAAUACUAACUGCACAAGGAUGCAGACACAUCCAGUGUAUUGAUAUGGAACUAAAAGCUUUUAGUAAUAGGCCCAGUAUAAACAUAUGAGCUAGAUAAUAUAGUAUUCAAUUUCUACCAACUUUACCCAAAAAAUUGUAGAACUUUAUGGCUGCAGAGAAAAGUUACUGAAAAGAUUGGUGUUAAUAGAUUAUCACCUUUAAAUCAAGCCCAUUGAAAUUGGUUUGUAAAGCCAUGAUAUGAAUAAGAUUCUGAUGUUUUCAUGUUUUUAAAAUGCUUCACAUGGCAUAAACUUUUUAUACUUGAGUCCACCUACUAUGCUAGCAUUUAUUUCCUUGUUGUAUCAUCCAUCUGUUUUUAAAUGUAAUCAUUGCUGUGAGUUGUGUGUGCAGCUCUGUGCUGUGUGAGCACCUCCACUGACAAGUGUGAGCUGUGUGACCACGGAAGGGCCUGGGUGACCUCUAAAUAUUGUUUGCAACUCUCCUUUUUUAUGACUCAGAUUGCAGCAGCACAUGGGACGUUUAAAUGUCCCUGUUUAUUGUCUUUUCCCAGAGCAGUACCUCACGCCAUUCCCAGCAGUUAUCUAUAACCACCAUUCCAAUUUCCUGCAAGUGAAGAUUUGAGUGACCAGCACACCUUGAGUUGUCCUUCCUUGGCUGGG
This is a messenger RNA of Prinia subflava (tawny-flanked prinia), 5676 nucleotides long. Its product is annotated as V-set domain containing T-cell activation inhibitor 1-like. The transcript has 8 exons. NCBI's taxonomy places the organism in Eukaryota, Metazoa, Chordata, Aves, Passeriformes, Cisticolidae. Gene Ontology annotation, molecular function: signaling receptor binding. The coding region runs from base 420 to 956 and encodes 178 amino acids. The record is from RefSeq and is a predicted model, not a curated record. Gene Ontology annotation, biological process: T cell receptor signaling pathway; regulation of cytokine production. Gene Ontology annotation, cellular component: external side of plasma membrane.